Molecule: messenger RNA, 2834 nt
Organism: Hyla sarda
Lineage: Eukaryota; Metazoa; Chordata; Amphibia; Anura; Hylidae
Product: glucose-6-phosphatase catalytic subunit 1-like
Exons: 7
Coding region: 273-1532 (419 amino acids)
Biological process (GO): gluconeogenesis; glucose 6-phosphate metabolic process
Cellular component (GO): membrane
Molecular function (GO): glucose-6-phosphatase activity
Source: RefSeq, a predicted model, not a curated record
UUGAUAAAUCUCACCCAUUGACCACAUAAAUUAGCUUAUUAGUGAAACUGUCUACUCUUAGAACCCUUCACGCAAGGCCCAUCCACUAGGACAGUAUUUCCUAACCAGGGUGCCUCCAGCUGUUGCAAAACUACAACUCCAUGCAUGCCAGGACAGCCGAAACCUGAAGCUAGCCUUUGCAUUCACUUCCAGGCAGUGGAAGAGAGAGGUGGUGUCUGGUUCGGUGGAGACGAGUUGUGAUCGGGAGAAAUCUUCAUGAUGACCCAGAACAGAUGGAGAAGAAAGAGAAAAGUGAACGACUCCGAACAGAGAAGACGCCCCUGUCAGAAAGCAGGUUUUUCAAUGGUAAACAGGAGUCCCGGGACGGUAUAAAUAUGCUGGAGGCGCACAGUGACACACACAGUACUCCUAGAGAUACAGACAGCUUCAAACAGUCUAGAGAGUCAAUGAACGCAAUGAUGGAGAACGGGAUGGAUGGUCUGCACCACUCUGGGGUCCAAAUGGUCCAAUAUCUCCAGAUCAACUACAAGAGUUCCCAAGACUGGUUCAUGUUCAUCUCUUUUGCUGCUGAUCUGAGAAACACCUUCUUCAUCUUCUUUCCCAUCUGGUUCCACCUGUGUGAGUCCGUGGGCAUCAAACUCAUCUGGGUGGCGGUGAUCGGGGACUGGCUCAACCUCGUCUUCAAAUGGAUUCUUUUUGGACAAAGACCAUACUGGUGGGUUCAUGACACAGACUACUAUGGAAAUACGACGGCUCCCUUCAUUGAACAGUUUCCCGUGACAUGUGAGACCGGCCCAGGGAGUCCUUCAGGCCACGCCAUGGGUUCUGCCGGGAUUUACUACGUCAUGGUCACGGCCGUUCUUACCAUCAUGUUGAAGAAAAAGGAAUCCAUGCUUACUAGCUGGUGUCUGCGCGGGGCGCUAUGGAGUGCGUUUUGGGCGGUCCAGGUCUGCGUCUGCUUAUCGAGGAUCUUCUUGGCUGCCCAUUUCCCGCACCAGGUCGUGGCUGGGGUCAUUUCAGGCAUGGUGGUGGCAGAAGCAUUCCAUCACACGCAAUCCAUCUACAAGGCCAGUCUCAAGAAGUACAUCCUUACCACCCUUUUCCUGUUUUCCUUCGCUUUGGGAUUCUACCUCGUCCUUAAAGCCAUGGGCGUGGACCUACUGUGGACAUUGGAGAAGGCUAAGAAAUGGUGCCAACGACCUGAAUGGAUCCACAUCGAUACAACCCCUUUCGCGGGCCUCCUUAGAAACCUCGGCAUCUUCUUCGGCUUAGGCCUGGCCCUCAACUCCAAACUUUACCAAGAGAGCUGCCGCGGCAAACAGGGACGCCAGGUCACCUUCCGAAUGUGCUGCAUCGUGGCUUCCCUCUUCGUUCUUCACCUCUUCGACUCUUUCAAGCCACCCACCAAAGUGGAGAUGCUCUUCUACGCCCUUUCGUUCUGCAAAAGUGCCGCUGUGCCCCUGGCUGCCGUAGGAAUUAUCCCUUAUUGUGUUUCUCAGCUUCUCCACCAACAAAGUAAAAAGAUUCUUUAGGGCAUUUUUAUUUUUUUAUUUUAUGUUUUUAUAGAAUAGCAUUUUUUUUUCCAUUGGUUGUUCUUUAGAAACAACAAAAAAAAAAAAAAAAACUAUCUAUGAGCCGUUGCGACGCGUCAAAGAUGCUUCCAGGCUAACGGGACGUGUCAUCUUCCAAUAUGAGCAUCCACUGUGUGGAACGAAUUUGAGGAGAACAAAGAGUAUUGGGGGGUGUCCCCAUCUUGUUGGUGUCGGCUGUGGAUUUUAAAGUAGCCCAAAAGUGGCAUGGACUUGUUGAGGAUCCUUGGGAGCGUCACGUUCAAAUAGUAGUAGAGACUAGAGAUGAGCGAAGUUAAAGUGAUUCGAUUCUUCACGAACCUCGCGGCUCGGUGGUUGCUGACUUUAAGCUUGAGCCGCGAGGUUCGUGACGAAUCGAAUUACUGUAACAUCGCUCAUCUCUAGUAGAGACUAUAGAAGUCAUUGAAGCCCACAGGAGCGGAACGACCUCCUCCCGUUACCCUUUUCCCUUAUCAACCAAGACUUUUCAUAUAUUCCCACAAUCCUUUUCAAGACAACAUUGUUCUAAGGCGCCAUGACUGUAUCUUCACGAAGCCUGACGAUGGGAUUGAAGGAGUUUACAAUGUGAAUCCAUCCUUGGCUACCAACUCAAUAAAGUACCUGGAUGCCAUGGGACUUUUAUCCUAACCAUAAAACAUAAGCCAAGGACUAUGUAGCCCUAUACCAGUGGUCUCCAACAGUGGCCCCGCCCAGAUGUUGCAAAACUUCAACUCCCAGCAUGCCCGGACAGCCGUUGGCUGUCCGGGCAUGCUGGGAGUUGAAGUUUUGCAACAUCUGGAUGACCACUGGUAAGGGAUGAAAUGAGAGGAAAGCCUUGAUUUACCUUUCAGGGACAGUGUGGAUCCUCUGAAGAAGGCAGACAGGCUUUUGGCUGUCCAGGCAUGCUGGGAGCUAAAGUUUUGCAACAUCCGGAGGGCCACAGUUUGACACCACUGCCCUACAUGAAUAUACAGAUAAUAUACACUGCAGGCCAUCAGAGAUGUCAUACUCGGAAUGGUUAAAGUCGUUGUUGCCAAGUGUCAACAGGUUAAAAAGCGUUGGUUUUUUUUUGUUAGGUUUUUUAAUUAUAUUUAGCCUCUUUUUAACAUAUGUAUUUAUUCACACAUUAGCACCUGAUGUUUUUUGGUUAUUUUGACCACAACAGAAAUUGUUAACUGUGUCAAGUUUCAUUCAACAUUUUAUUUUUUUGGGGAAAAAAUUACAUAUUUUUUAAUAAAAAUAUUUAAAAAAUAAAAUAAAAAAAGU